UUCUUCUUCUUCUUCUUCUUCUUCUUCGUCUUCCCACCGACAACUGGCUACCUGAAGAAACAAACCCUAGGGUAUAGAGAGGUCUCACCUAUGGCAGGCACAUCGCUUGCAGGAUUACAAGAUCAUCUGAAAUUGGCAAGAGAAUACGCACUCGAAGGUCUCUAUGAUACUUCCGUCAUCUUCUUUGAUGGCGCCAUCGCUCAGAUCAACAAGCACUUAAGCUCCCUCGAUGAUCCGAUGGUUUGUUCAAAGUGGACAAAUGUAAAGAAAAAUCUGUUAGAGGAGACUGAAGUUGUGAAGCAAUUGGAUGCCGAGAGGAGGUCUUUGAAAGACACUCUAGUGGGUAGAAGACCUUCGUCACCUCCAAUUUCCGCUAAGAAAUCAUCGUUUGUUUUUCAACCAUUGGAUGAGUACCCAACUUCUUCGGGUGCUCCAAUGGACGAUCCUGAUGUGUGGAGACCACCGACUCGAGACACUUCAAAUAGAAGAUCUGCAAGAGCCGCUCCAGGGGGAACGAGAAAGGCAUCACAAGAUGGAGUUUGGGCUAGGGGUUCUACUACGAAAGGUGGAGCAACGGCUCGUGGAGGUAAGGUUGGUGCUUCUAGCAAGGUUAACUCGGGAGUUCGAGCAUCGACGACUGGGAAAAAAGGAACUGGUUCAGGGAAGUCGAACACUGGGAAGGAUGAUUCCGGGAAUGGUGAUACUGAAGAGGGAAAGUCAAAACGUGGGCAGUAUGAAGGGCCUGAUGCAGACUUGGCUGCAACACUGGAAAGGGAUGUCUUAGAUGCCGCCCCUGGAGUGAGAUUUGAUGAUGUUGCAGGACUGAGUGAAGCCAAAAGACUUCUAGAGGAAGCGGUGGUUCUUCCACUAUUGAUGCCUGAUUAUUUCCAGGGAAUCAGGAGACCUUGGAAAGGCGUUCUUAUGUUUGGUCCACCUGGCACCGGGAAGACACUACUGGCUAAAGCUGUUGCUACCGAGUGUGGCACCACAUUUUUUAACGUGUCUUCUGCGAGCUUGGCUUCAAAAUGGCGUGGAGAGAGUGAACGUAUGGUUCGAUGCUUGUUUGACCUCGCUAGAGCCUAUGCACCAAGCACAAUUUUCAUCGAUGAGAUUGACUCUCUUUGCACUUCCCGUGGGGCCUCGGGGGAACAUGAGUCUUCGAGGAGGGUUAAAUCUGAAGUUCUAGUUCAAGUAGAUGGUGUGAACAACACGGGAACUAAUGAAGAUGGCAGUCGCAAAAUCGUGAUGGUUUUGGCUGCUACCAAUUUCCCAUGGGAUAUAGAUGAAGCACUAAGGCGACGUCUGGAAAAGCGAAUUUAUAUUCCUCUGCCUAAUCUCGAGAGUAGGAAAGAGCUUAUAAAGAUUAAUUUGAGAACUGUCGAGGUAGCUAGUGACGUGGACAUUGAGGAGGUAGCUCGUCGAACAGAGGGGUAUAGUGGUGACGAUCUAACAAACGUAUGCCGAGAUGCUUCGUUGAACGGGAUGCGGCGUAAAAUAGCAGGAAAAACACGAGAAGAAAUAAAAAACAUGUCGAAAGAUGACAUCUCAAACGAUCCAAUCGCCAUGUGUGACUUUGAAGAAGCAAUCACAAAGGUUCAGCCAAGUGUAUCUGCUGCUGAUAUCGAACGCCAUGAGAAAUGGUUUGCAGAAUUUGGAUCUGCAUAACUGAGUCGACUCAGCCAACUUUUUCGUUUGAGUAAAUUACGUUUUUUGUCCACGUGGUUUGUUAAAAAUUGCGAUUUUCUUCCCCGUGGUUUCGAAAUUGUGAUUUCCGGUCCCUAUGGUUUAUAAUUCAUGAGAUUUUUAGGUACAUAACCUUAAACGAGAUUUUAGUUAAAUCCAUAACUUUCUCAUGAGUAUAAACCCAUUCUUUCUUAUAUAGCCAAAAGGUCAUGAUUUAAUUAAAAACCCAUUUAAGGUCAUUUACUAAAUGACUCAUAAUUCGUUGUUAUUUUGUUUUUAUGAUUUACAAUUUAUUAUUGUUUCGGUCCCUAUAGUUUACAAUUCUUUACUAUUUUGGUUCCUUGUACUUAAAGAUAAGAAUUAGCCUAGGGACGAAAGUAACAAUAAAUUAUAAAACAUAGGAAUGAAAAUCACAAUUUUUAAACCACAGGGAUGAAAAUUGCAAUUUCUAAGAAACCAUUGGGAUGGAAUCGUAAUUUACUCUCUUUGUUUUGUUUCUCUUUUUCGUGUGAGAAAUUCCUUCUUGUAUUUGUGCUUUUGAAGUAUUUGAUAUUUAUGUACGAUAAAUACCGACCUUUGUUGAA
Messenger RNA from Cynara cardunculus var. scolymus (artichoke), 2267 nucleotides. Its product is annotated as katanin p60 ATPase-containing subunit A1-like. Bases 91 to 1665 code for a protein of 524 amino acids. The transcript has 7 exons. Gene Ontology annotation, molecular function: microtubule binding; ATP binding; ATP hydrolysis activity. Gene Ontology annotation, cellular component: microtubule cytoskeleton. Gene Ontology annotation, biological process: microtubule severing. NCBI's taxonomy places the organism in Eukaryota, Viridiplantae, Streptophyta, Magnoliopsida, Asterales, Asteraceae. The record is from RefSeq and is a predicted model, not a curated record.